AUGGCCGAACAAAUGGAUGGCGCCGAGGAGACUGCGGAACAGGUCAGGAGUGAAGGGGUUGAAAGCCGCUCUUACCUGCUUGACGUGCUGGAUUUGGACAGCAUCCCUCCGACCAUUGGCCGAGUAGUAAAGGACUUUGGCCGGCUGGACAUCCUGGUCAACAACGCGGGAAUCAGACGCCGUCAGCCUGCCCUGGAAGUUACGGAAGAGAACUGGGACGCGGUAGUCGACACCAACCUGAAGGGGCCUUUCUUUUGCGCCCAGGCCGCUGCCCGGCCGAUGAUUGACCAGGGUUUCGGCCGGAUUAUCAGCAUUUCUUCCCAGUUGGCGGUGGUGGCCGGUGAAAAUCGGGCAGCUUACUGCGCCAGCAAGGCGGGUCUGGCCAACCUUACCCGAGUGCUGGCACUGGAGUGGCUCAAGUACGGCAUCACGGUUAAUGCCAUAGGACCCGGCCCAACCGAGACCCCCGGCUUACUGAUUGCGGACACUCGCACCGCCGAUGAAUUGCAAUACGAUCUCAGGGCACAUAUGCCUUUGGGCCGCCGUAUGCAGGCGGAGGAACUGGUGGGGGCGGCAAUUUACCUGGCCAGUCCGUCCGCUGGCGCCACCACCGGCCAGCUAUUAAUCGUGGAUGGCGGCUGGACCAUCAUUUGA
Geodia barretti is the source of this 654-nucleotide messenger RNA. The record is from the annotation of a GenBank genome assembly. NCBI's taxonomy places the organism in Eukaryota, Metazoa, Porifera, Demospongiae, Tetractinellida, Geodiidae.